AUGGAUGUGAUUUUUGAGCCACCAAGAGGAAGGCCAUUUUCCAUUGAAGUGGGUUACUUUGACACUGUCCUAGAAAUCAAAGAAAAGAUACAAAAAUACCAAGCCAUACCCAUAUCAAACCAAACACUCAUCUUCAAUGGCAAUGUCCUCCAAGACAACCGCGAUGUCGAGCACUGCGACAUUCUCCAAAGCUCACAUAUUCAACUCAUUAUUUCUCCCGAAUUCGACAAAGCCGCGGUUGAGAUUGAGAGCUUAUCACUGCUCAAGAAUUCGAAAGUGCAGCUCAACAUCAAGACCCCAACGUCCAAAUUUCACGCCCCUCUAGAAAUGGACAUAAACAACACCAUUGGACAGUUAAAGGAAAAGACACAAAAAAUGGAAGAUCUACCUAUUAAUCGGUUGAUGAUUCACUCGAGCGGUACUGAAUUACAAGACCAUAGGUCGUUACGCGAUUAUGACCUUUCCGACAAUUCGAAUCUUGACGUCAGUUUCAAAGGGUCACCGACGAAUUCCACAGCAGCACGGCCGGGUCCGACUAUGGCAGGAUCCAAGAAGUUAAAGCUAAUGGUGUUGGCGAAAUGCGGGACGAAGAAGAUUCCGAUUGAAGUGAAUGCAUCGGAUAAUGUUGGGGAGCUGAGGAAGGAGCUACAGAAGUUGCAGCAAAGGCUACAUUUCCAUCUUCCGCAUGAGGGUUAUUUUUUCAUUUACGAACAGAAUGUGAUGGAUGACGACCGGUCGUUUCGGUGGCACCAUGUUGGACAAGGUGAUACCAUAGAAAUCUUCAAUGGGAGUGUAACCGGCGGUUCAUGA
This is a messenger RNA of Corylus avellana, 810 nucleotides long. RefSeq names its product ubiquitin domain-containing protein 7SL RNA2-like. Lineage: Eukaryota; Viridiplantae; Streptophyta; Magnoliopsida; Fagales; Betulaceae. Gene Ontology annotation, cellular component: cytosol; nucleoplasm. The record is from RefSeq and is a predicted model, not a curated record. Gene Ontology annotation, molecular function: polyubiquitin modification-dependent protein binding; ubiquitin binding; proteasome binding. Gene Ontology annotation, biological process: proteasome-mediated ubiquitin-dependent protein catabolic process.